Messenger RNA from Tinamus guttatus (white-throated tinamou), 2487 nucleotides. Lineage: Eukaryota; Metazoa; Chordata; Aves; Tinamiformes; Tinamidae. The record is from RefSeq and is a predicted model, not a curated record.
AUGCCGCCGCAUUCCCAGGAUCCGCUCCGAACGCUCCCGCCUCCGCGGACCUUCACGGCCUGGUGCAAUUCCCAUCUCCGGAAGGCCGGCACGCAGAUCGAGAGCAUCGACGAGGACUUCCGCGACGGCCUCAAGCUCAUGCUGCUCCUGGAGGUGAUUUCCGGGGAGCGGCUUCCGAAGCCGGAGCGGGGCAAGAUGCGGGUGCACAAGAUCAACAACGUGAACAAGGCUCUGGAUUUCAUCGCCAGCAAAGGGGUCAAGCUGGUAUCCAUAGGGGCCGAGGAGAUCGUGGAUGGGAAUGCCAAGAUGACGCUGGGAAUGAUCUGGACCAUCAUCCUGCGCUUCGCCAUCCAGGACAUCUCCGUGGAAGAGACCUCGGCCAAGGAGGGUUUGCUGCUGUGGUGCCAGCGCAAGACGGCCCCGUACAAGAACGUCAACGUGCAGAACUUCCACAUCAGCUGGAAGGACGGCCUGGCCUUCAACGCCUUGAUCCACCGGCACCGGCCCGAGCUCAUCGAGUACGACAAGCUCCGCAAGGAUGAUCCCGUGACAAACCUGAACAACGCCUUCGAAGUGGCCGAGAAAUUCCUGGACAUUCCCAAGAUGCUGGAUGCAGAGGACAUUGUCAACACAGCCCGCCCUGACGAAAAAGCCAUCAUGACCUAUGUGUCCAGCUUCUACCAUGCCUUUUCCGGGGCUCAGAAGGCCGAAACGGCGGCGAACCGGAUCUGCAAAGUGCUGGCCGUGAACCAGGAAAACGAGCACCUCAUGGAAGACUAUGAGAAACUGGCGUCCGACCUGUUGGAAUGGAUCAAACGCACCAUUCCCUGGCUGGAAGACCGCAGCCCCCAGAAGACCAUCCAGGAGAUGCAGCAGAAGCUGGAGGAUUUCCGGGAUUACCGGCGCAUCCACAAACCUCCCAAAGUUCAGGAAAAAUGCCAGCUGGAAAUCAACUUCAACACCCUGCAGACCAAGCUGCGCCUCAGCAACCGGCCCGCGUUCAUGCCCUCCGAGGGCAGGAUGGUGGCGGAUAUCAACACGGGCUGGCAGCACCUGGAGCAGGCGGAGAAGGGCUACGAGGAGUGGCUGCUCAACGAGAUCCGGCGGCUCGAGCGGCUCGACCACCUGGCGGAGAAAUUCCGCCAGAAAGCCUCGAUCCAUGAAUCCUGGACGGAAGGGAAGGAGGCCCUGCUGCGGCAGAAGGACUACGAGGCUUCCACGUUAUCCGAGGUCAAGGCCCUGCUGAGGAAGCACGAGGCCUUCGAGAGCGACCUGGCCGCCCACCAGGACCGCGUGGAGCAGAUCGCCGCCAUCGCCCAGGAGCUCAACGAAUUGGAUUAUUACGACUCGCCCAGCGUCAAUUCCCGGUGCCAGAAGAUCUGCGACCAGUGGGACGUCCUGGGAUCCCUGACCCACAGCAGGAGGGAGGCCCUGGAGCAAACGGAGAAGCAGCUGGAAACCAUCGACGAGCUGCACCUGGAAUACGCCAAGCGCGCGGCGCCCUUCAACAACUGGAUGGAGAGCGCCAUGGAAGACCUGCAGGACAUGUUCAUCGUCCACACCAUCGAGGAGAUCGAGGGCCUGAUCGCGGCGCACGACCAGUUCAAAUCCACCCUUCCCGACGCCGACAAGGAGCGCGAGGCCAUCCUGGGAAUCCAGCGGGAAGCGCAGCGGAUCGCCGACUUCAACGGGAUCAAGCUGGCCGGGAAUAACCCCUACACCUCCGUCACCCCCCAGAUCAUCAAUUCCAAGUGGGAACGGGUGCAGCAGCUGGUGCCCAAGCGGGACGGCGCGCUGCUGGACGAGCAGAGCAAGCAGCAGUGCAACGAGCGCCUGCGGCGCCAGUUCGCCGGCCAGGCCAACGUCGUGGGGCCCUGGAUCCAGACCAAAAUGGAGGAGAUUGGACGCAUCUCCAUCGAGAUGAACGGCACCUUGGAGGACCAGCUGGAGCACCUCAAGCAGUACGAGAGGAGCAUCGUGGACUACAAGCCCAACAUGGACCUGCUGGAGCAGCAGCACCAGCUCAUCCAGGAGGCCCUCAUCUUCGACAACAAGCACACCAACUACACCAUGGAGCACAUCCGCGUGGGCUGGGAGCAGCUCCUCACCACCAUCGCCCGCACCAUCAACGAGGUGGAGAACCAGAUCCUGACCCGGGACGCCAAGGGCAUCAGCCAGGAGCAGAUGCAGGAAUUCCGGGCGUCCUUCAACCACUUCGACAAGGACCACGGAGGCUCCCUGGGCCCGGAGGAAUUCAAAGCCUGCCUCAUCAGCCUGGGAUACGACGUGGAAAACGACCGACAGGGCGACGCCGAGUUCAACCGCAUCAUGAGCCUGGUGGAUCCCAACGGCAGCGGCACCGUCACCUUCCAGGCCUUCAUCGACUUCAUGUCCCGCGAGACGACGGACACGGACACGGCCGACCAGGUCAUCGCGUCCUUCAAGGUCCUGGCGGGGGACAAGGGAAUUAGAAGUUGGUGGGUUUAG